GUGUGUAGCCAGCAAGUGUGUGUUUGUCUGAGUGGUGUGUUUGGCUACAUAAUGACUAAUAUUGUUAUCACUAAUGGUGUUACUUUUGGCCUUGAGACUGGUGCUACCGUGGUUGGAGAUGAUAUGUCUGGUCCUGCUAUAAAGAAUUAUCUAGGAGCCAGAAAAACCACCAUGCUGGGCAACAAUUUUGAGGAGUACCAUGUGGACGGGCCGCCCAGGACUGAGACUGUCCUGGACAAACUGGAGAACAUUUCCAUCAGCGUGGUGAGCGUGACCGGCGUGGACCAGACACUUAUAUGGUCUGUGCACAAGGACAACACCAUGUGGGCCGAACAGCCAUCCCGUGUUAUUUGAAGAAUGUACACAAGACCAUUAAAUCCUUAUCUCCGAUUGUGUUACUGUUUUCAUGUGCUAGCUCACAAACCAUAAGCACAAGCUUUGAUCGAGUGAACUGUUGUGUGCAUUUCACUGUUAACUGAAUUAUGUAGGUGUCAUUGUACAUUAUUAAACCUUAAACUCAUUACAUAGUGUUUGUAUUAGUUUUUUAACUGUCAUUGAUGUCUCUGUGAAUGUAUGAAUUGGUUAUGUGCAUAGUCAGAAAAUUGAUAUGUUGU
Molecule: messenger RNA, 614 nt
Organism: Clupea harengus (Atlantic herring)
Lineage: Eukaryota; Metazoa; Chordata; Actinopteri; Clupeiformes; Clupeidae
Product: GTP cyclohydrolase 1 feedback regulatory protein-like
Exons: 3
Coding region: 52-354 (100 amino acids)
Source: RefSeq, a predicted model, not a curated record